Messenger RNA from Homarus americanus (American lobster), 4057 nucleotides. RefSeq lists its product as uncharacterized. Lineage: Eukaryota; Metazoa; Arthropoda; Malacostraca; Decapoda; Nephropidae. Gene Ontology annotation, molecular function: steroid hydroxylase activity; oxidoreductase activity, acting on paired donors, with incorporation or reduction of molecular oxygen; heme binding. The transcript is spliced from 11 exons. The coding region runs from base 340 to 3600 and encodes 1086 amino acids. The record is from RefSeq and is a predicted model, not a curated record.
CACUCACAGUAAGGAGUGACCAAUGGAGGUGGUAUCCCGUAGGGGCAGUAGAGCCACCCAUAAUAGUUGCCUGUUGUUUCCGCUGACUGCGGAGUGUUCUGGGCAUUGACUGUUCGUGUUUACCAUUGGGUUACCGCCGACCUCAAACACAAACAGCGUUGGAUUAUACAAUUAAUUCAUCCUAAGAAGCCAGACGUCCAGAAAAUUAAUGAAGUAAAAUUGAUUUUGUGCAACGGACUGGCUAAAUAUCAUUGUAUCAGAAGCUAUAUAGACCAUGAGAUGACUUUUGAGGCAACAUUAUAAACAGUGUACUGAACAUUAAUAGGAAAUAAUUGAACAAUGAGUGUUAUGGGGGUACUGUCGUGGUUGGUAGGGAGGGUGGCGAGCUACACCUGGAUUCUGCUGGCCACCGUUCUCUUUCUGUACAUAGCCUCAUGGGUUCAGCACCGCCGCCAUCAGCACUCUAUUUUCUCACGGCUUGGCAUCCCACAUGUGCCUCCGCAUCUCAUCUACGGCAGCAAUCACAUCCUGCGAGCGCCUGGGGCUCUUGCCACUGACGUUAUAGGUCAGUGGAUACAACAGUACGGCAAAGUCUUCGGCUACUACGUCGGCUGGAAGCCCACGCUGGUUGUGGCGGAUAUGGACCUCGUCAAACAAGUACUCAUAAAAGAUUUUCACAACUUUACUAAUCGCCCCAAGUUGGUGUUGGAUGUCCAGCCCGUCGUUGACACAGUUGUAGGGCUUCGGGACCAACGAUGGAAGGAUGUUCGCUCCGUCCUCGCUCCUACGUUCUCCAUGAUGAAGAUGAAGCUUAUGGCUGGCAUCAUGAAUCAUAAAAUCGAUCAACUGUUGGCCAUUGUCACAGAGAAGAACGCAAGGAAGGAGUCGGUGGAGUGGUUCACCACCUACCAGGGGAUGACACUGGACGUGAUCAGCGAGUGUGCUCUGGCCAUGAAAACCAACUGCCAACUUAAACAAAACAAAGAUGAGUUCUUCGUAGCAGUCAAAGAAUUCUUGAAGAACGCCCUUAACCCGGCUGUCCUCCUUGCUCUGUAUUUCCCAGGAUUUGCUACGUUUUUAAGCUUCGUAAGUAACAAGUUUUCUCUUUCUGGGAGGAUGACACAAAUGAUUGUCAACCACCUCAAGACUGUCAUCGCCAUCCGUCGCAAGGACUUAAGCAACAAAUACGUGGACGUGUUGCAACUAAUGCUGGAGACUGCCGAGUCUCGUCAAAACAACCCAGGCGACAGUGCAGCCACCGAUGUGACCACCACUGCAACAGACAAGGAAAGACCGCGACACAUCCUACUUACUGACAAAGAGAUUAUUGCCAAUGCUUGGGUUUUCAUGCUGGGCGGCUUUGAGACGACAGCUAAUGCUCUCACGUACGCCACCUACCUUCUGGCAACUCACCCACAGGUGCAGGAGCGACUCUAUCAGGAACUGUGCACUGUAUCCCAGAAGGAAGAUGGUGGUCCUCUGACAUAUGAAGAGGUGAGGCAACUCAAGUACUUGGAUCAAGUACUCAGUGAAUCGCUCAGGCUCUACCCACCUGUCGUUACCUUUACAGUCAGAGAGAGUGCAGAAGACUUUAUGUUGGGCAACACAUUGGUUUCAAAGGACAUGAACGUCUUAAUACCCAUCUGGCAGCUCCACCGUGACCCUGAACAGUGGACAGACCCGGACACCUUUGACCCAGAGAGAUUUUCUCCAGAUGCCAAAGCAGGAGAAUCACGUCACCCUAUGGCCUACUUACCAUUCGGUGCAGGUCCCAGGAAUUGUCCUGGCAUGAGGUUUGCACAGCUGGAGGCUAAACUAACACUCGCCAGGAUAGUCAAAAUCUUUAGGUUGGAGGUGUGUGAGGAUACCCCUACAUCACUUACUUUCAAGAUCUGCACUGUGACCAUCAACCCAGACUGCAAGGUGUACAUCAAGGCUGUGCCAAGGGAGUCCACACCCACGUUAUUCUGGAUAAUGAGUAUUGUAGGGGUGCUAGUGUGGGUGAUAAGAUGGCUGGUGAGCCACGCCUGGACUUUGCUGGCCGCCACCCUCCUGUUGUACAUAGCUUCGUGGGUGAAGCAGCGUCGCCGUCAGCACUCCGUCUUCGCUAGGCUUGGUAUCCCGUACGUGCAACCGCACAUUAUCUACGGCAGUAACCACGUCCUACGGGCGCCCGGAGCUCUCGCUACUGAUCUCGUAGGCCAGUGGCUAAAGAAGUAUGGCAAAGUUUUUGGCUUCUACGUUGGUUGGCAACCAAAUUUGGUCGUGGCCGACUUGGACCUCGUCAAACAAAUACUCGUGAAAGAGUUUCAAAACUUUUCCAACAGACCCACACUAGUGAUUGACGCCCAACCAGUCGUAGAUUGUCUCGUUGGCCUCAGAGACCAGCGAUGGAAAGACGUUCGCUCUGUUCUCGCUCCUACAUUUUCUGUGAUGAAGAUGAAGUUCAUGGCUAGCAUCAUGAACGAGAAAGUCGAUGAGCUGUUGUCAAUUGUCGCUAAAAAGGUUGAACAAGACAAGCCAAUAGAAUGGCACACGACCUUCCAGGGGAUGACGCUGGAUGUGAUCAGUCAGUGUGCACUUGCCCUUAAGACUCACUGUCAGCGUGACCAAGAAGGAGAGGAUUUCUUUCUGGCAGUUCGUCAGUUCCUAAAGAAUGCCGUCAACCCAGCCAUUCUCCUAGCACUAUACUUUAAGAUGUUUGCCAAGUUCUUGAGCUUCGUAAGCAACAGGCUCGCCUACUCUGGUAGAUUGACACAGAUGAUCAUCAAACACCUAAAGGCUGUCAUCGCCAUCCGACGACAGUAUACGGGAACAAAAUACCUCGAUGUCUUACAGCUGAUGCUGGACGCUGCAGAGUCGCAGCCUGACCACUCAGGCGAGGAAACGGUUGAGGACUCCUCCAGCAAUACGUCAAACACUUGGAAGGAAAAUCGCCAGAAAAGGUUUCUGACUGACGAAGAGAUUAUCGCCAAUGCCUGGGUCUUCCUGCUGGGUGGCUUCGAAACCACUGCCAACUCCGUGACCUACACGAGCUACCUACUGGGUACUCAUCCAGAGGUGCAGGAACGCGUCUACCAGGAACUGUGUGACGUCUUGCAGGAUAGCCCUGAGGAGCUGAGCUACGAGCAGGUGCACAGCCUCAAGUACCUGGACCAGGUAUUCUGUGAAGCCCUCAGGCUCUACCCUCCGGCUGUCAACUUCGUCAGCAGGGAGGCUGCUCAAGACAUCCAGCUGGGUGAUCUGUUAAUCCCUAAGAACAUGAGUAUCCAGAUCCCUCUCUGGCACAUCCACCGUGACCCUGAACACUGGCCUGACGCUGAGACUUUUGACCCAGAAAGAUUCUCGCCGGAAGCCAAGGCCUCUGUCAGUCGUCACCCAAUGGCGUACCUCCCUUUCGGCGCUGGACCCAGGAACUGCCCCGGCAUCAGGUUUGGCCAACUCGAGGCAAAACUCGCAGUGGCUAGAGUCAUCAGGAGAUACAAGUUGGUGGCUUACGGAGAGACGCCUAUCCCCCUCACCUUCGAAAUUCCCACCGUCACCCUCAACCCAUCUAAGGGAGUGUACAUGAAGGCUGUCCCCAGGAUCAAAUCAGAAUAAAGAUGGCAAGGGAGAGACAGAGAGAGAGAAAAAAAAAGAAUGUAUUACUUCAAACCCUGAAAUAUACAGUAGAUGGAACAGAGAAUAAAGUAAAACAAUAUUUUUUUUAAGCUGGGAAAACACAUCUACCCUCCGUACACCACUACAGGAAGGCUGAACAAGAUGCAAUGAACCAACACUCCAAGAAGGCUGGACAAGACACCUUACCCAUAGUACCAUUAAGUAAAAAUAGCCAUUUCUCGGAGUGAUUGCCACAAAGGAGAAAUUUCUGCCGCACAGAUAACAUUAAUCGCUGUAUCUUAGGUAUAUGUAGUACUGUACAGUGUUUUGUGGGAACCUUCUCCAGGCAGGAAAUAAUAAUCUUUUUUAUACUUGUUUGAUAUAUAUUGCUUUAUACUCGGUGUUACUGACAAUAUACAUGUAAAUUUUAGAACAAAAUAAAAUUAUAUGGACUUAU